Marasmius oreades (fairy-ring Marasmius) is the source of this 1260-nucleotide messenger RNA. RefSeq lists its product as uncharacterized. Gene Ontology annotation, biological process: glycolytic process; gluconeogenesis. Gene Ontology annotation, cellular component: cytosol. The record is from RefSeq and is a predicted model, not a curated record. Lineage: Eukaryota; Fungi; Basidiomycota; Agaricomycetes; Agaricales; Marasmiaceae. The transcript is spliced from 7 exons. Gene Ontology annotation, molecular function: phosphoglycerate kinase activity; ADP binding; ATP binding. The coding region runs from base 1 to 1260 and encodes 419 amino acids.
AUGUCUCUCUCCAACAAACUUGCCAUAACCGACCUCGAUCUGAAAGGCAAGCGUGUUUUGAUUCGUGUCGACUUUAAUGUGCCGCUCUCGGAUGAAAAAAUCACCAACCCAGCUCGUAUCGUAGCUGCUUUGCCUACGAUCAAGUACGCUCUUGACAAUGGUGCCAACGCUGUCAUUCUCAUGUCGCAUCUCGGUCGUCCCGACGGCAAAGUCAUCGAGAAAUAUUCCCUCAAACCCGUCGCUACCGAACUGGGAAAACAACUCGGCAAAUCCGUCACUUUCCUCAACGACUGUGUAGGACCUGAAGUCGAAAAAGCCGUCAACUCAGCUUCCAAGGGGGCUGUGAUUCUCCUUGAAAACCUUCGUUUUCACAUUGAAGAGGAAGGCUCGGUCAAGAAUAAGGAUGGUACAAAGACCAAAGCUGAUCCCGCCAAGGUUCGCGAAUUCAGAGAAGGGUUAACAAAGCUGGGUGAUGUGUAUGUGAAUGAUGCGUUCGGUACUGCCCAUCGUGCCCAUUCGAGUAUGGUUGGAGUCAAGUUACCGCAGAGGGCGGCCGGAUUCCUUGUCAAGAAGGAACUCGAGUUUUUUGCGAAGGCUUUGGAGAGCCCCGAUCGACCUUUCCUCGCUAUUCUGGGUGGUGCUAAGGUGUCAGAUAAGAUUCAGUUGAUUGAAAACAUGUUGGACAAGGUCAACUCAUUGAUUAUUUGUGGAGGAAUGGCGUUUACAUUCAAGAAAACACUGGAGAACGUUUCCAUCGGCAACUCUCUGUUCGACGAGCCGGGAUCUGAAAAGGUCGCAGGACUAGUGGAAAAAGCGAAAAAGAACAACGUCAAGAUGGUGUUCCCGGUGGAUUACGUCACCGCCGACAAGUUUGAUAAAAACGCAAAAACCGGUACGGCAACGGACUCUGAAGGAAUUCCCGAAGGUUGGAUGGGUCUGGAUGCAGGACAUAAGAGUCGCGAGUUGUACAAACAGACCGUUCUCGAAGCCAAAACAAUUCUAUGGAACGGUCCUCCCGGAGUCUUCGAAUUCCCUGCAUUUGCUGCAGGAUCAAAGGCACUUUUGGAUGCCAAUGUUGAAGCUGCACAAAAGGGCGCGGUGGUGAUUGUUGGAGGUGGGGACACUGCAACAUUGGUUGCAGAGCACCAUGCGGAAGGUAAGCUUAGCCACGUUAGUACCGGUGGUGGUGCUAGUUUGGAACUCCUUGAAGGAAAGGUUCUCCCUGGCGUUGCCGAGUUGAGUGAGAAGAACAAAUUAUAA